AACUUAUAUUCUUUACAAGUAAUUUGUUUUGAAAUCACAAUACACGUGCGGUGAUAUUCUAUAUUUUUCAUACUUCAUAGUUCCUUGAAAGCAAUGGGUCGAAAGAUUAAAAGUAAGAAAAAUGUACAGCAACUUGAGAUUGUGCCAAAGGACGAAAAUCUCCCACUUCCACCCCAAAGAACUUCAGAAGAUGUAGUGCCCAAGAGAGAAAAAUGGAUCAAUAAGCAACGUGUAUUGGUAUUCGCUGCAAGAGGAAUAAAUCAUCGAGAUCGUCAUUUGUUGCGUGAUAUAAAAAGUUUAAUGCCUCACCAUCGACCUGAAUCUAAAAUGGAACGUUCUAAAACACUUUCUGUUAUUAAUGAGAUGUGUGAAAUGAAGCACUGCAAUAAAACAAUACUUUUUGAAGGCAGACGUAAACGCGAUUUAUAUAUGUGGAUGGCUAGUGCGUCAGUAGGACCUUCAGCAAAGUUUCUUAUAGAAAAUAUUCACACAAUGGCAGAACUGAAAAUGACAGGCAAUUGUUUGCGUGGCUCGAGGCCACUUUUAUCGUUUGACGCUAAGUUCGACGAAGUUCCGUAUUUAAAGUUGUUAAAAGAGUUAUUUACUCAAACAUUCGGUGUGCCUAAUCAUCAUCCAAAAAGUCAGCCAUUUAUUGAUCACGUCUAUACUUUUACUUAUUUGGAUCAUCGUAUAUGGUUCCGAAACUUUCAAAUUCUCUCAGAAGACGGUGGUUUGGCAGAAAUCGGACCAAGGUUUGUAAUGAAUCCUGUUAAAAUAUUUGAAGGAUCAUUUACAGGCAAGGCGAUUUGGGAAAAUCCAAAUUAUGUAAGUCCAUCGCGUCAACGACAAAUGUUAAAGAAAGCUGCUAAGGAGAGAUAUGUAAACCGUGUAGAGCAGAAAGUACAGCAAGAAGUUAAUAGGCCGACGGAAGCUUAUGAAGGCUUGGAGUAUGAAGAGUUAUUUGAAAAUGAAGAUGCGAUAACCACAGCUAAAUUAUUAGCUGAAAAAGCUAAGAGAAAAGCAAUUGUUGACCCCAGCAAAGAAAAGUCAUCUAAAGCUGCAUUGACGAAGAAAAUCAAAGAAAAACAAUUGAAGGCAGCUGUUGAACUUAUUGCGAAAAAGAAAACAAAGGUUUUGAAGAAAAAAUAAUUAAAUAGAUAUCUAUAUUUUUAUGUGUAUACGAUAAUAAAACAUUGAUUAUUAUUAAAAAAUGUAGUUUUGUACGAAUGAGUUAUACACGCUUAUUAUCUUUUGUUCAAAGAUAUUUUUAUAAUACAUAUGAAUUUUGUGCGUAUGGAAUAUUAAAACAUUUAACAAUAGAAUAAUGUAGUACAUUAACUUUUGAAUGUUUCUUAUUUUGAUGGCAUACCUACAUAUGCAUAUAUGAAUCGUUUUAGGAGCUAGGGUAUGUAUUCAUAUCGUUUUAUUAAGGUUUUCAUCUUAUUUAAAUAGUAUUUCAGUUAACUAAACUGGACAACGUACAAAAAUACAGAAAAAAUUUUAAGUUUAU
Molecule: messenger RNA, 1510 nt
Organism: Ceratitis capitata (Mediterranean fruit fly)
Lineage: Eukaryota; Metazoa; Arthropoda; Insecta; Diptera; Tephritidae
Product: ribosome biogenesis protein BRX1 homolog
Exons: 3
Coding region: 94-1149 (351 amino acids)
Biological process (GO): ribosomal large subunit assembly; rRNA processing
Cellular component (GO): nucleolus
Molecular function (GO): rRNA binding
Source: RefSeq, a predicted model, not a curated record